AUGGAUUCUCGUACUGAUGAUGUCUGUCGCGGCGGUACAGACGAAAGCUCAGCACAGGUCGAUCGCGAUCGUAGAACCACACAAUCAAACGAUAGAUCGGAUUGCAUUUCGCGCGAUUCGACGACCUUCCAGGGCCCACAGGACAACACAUACUCGACUUCCGGCCAUGAAGAUCGACGAGCUCGACGUCCGCCGGCCGAAGCGAAGAUUGGGCCAUACAGACAGACCCUUUCGACGGUAGCCCCGGGCGUCGAACAUCCCAGACGGGAUCGUCGACGCACAAACGAGGCCUCAAGAGCCGGAGUCGACACGACGAGAGUCGAGAGACCAACGGUCCUGAAGAAUGGGAAAAAUGGGCAAAAAUGUGGUUGCCAAGGCGGCAGAAACGGCCUGCGCCGGACCAGACACGAGGACGAAGCGGUGGCGAUAAAGUGA
Molecule: messenger RNA, 435 nt
Organism: Protopolystoma xenopodis
Lineage: Eukaryota; Metazoa; Platyhelminthes; Monogenea; Polystomatidea; Polystomatidae
Source: the annotation of a GenBank genome assembly